CAAAACUAAAAAAUAGAUUCGAAUGCAUGAUUGAUUAUAAAAAGAUAAACUGGACAUUUAACCAAGAAUGAUUAAAACAAGUUUAAAUUUUCAAGCGUAUAUUGUAUUUCCGCUACUAUUAUUACAAAACAAAACAUGUCUAAAAGAAUUAUUCACAUUGGUUAACAACACAGAAAUAGAAAGAAACCAGCUGUUGACUAUUUUAACUAACUUUCCAACAGAAUACGAGAUAUCAUUUGAUUUUAAACCAACAGCAUACUUAAACACUUGGGCAAGUAUUAUUCAUUUAACAACUGGUGGAAAUGUUGAUUACUACGGCGAUAGAACACCAGGAGUAUGGAUAUCACCUGGUAACGAUUUAUAUGUUGCGUCAGCUAUAAGUGGCUUUGCUAAUAGCGAUUUUUAUUCAAAAUUAAUACUUCCAAUAAAUGAGUGGAUACAAGUUAAAAUAUCUCAAAUAAAGUUUACAAAUCAAUAUAUAUUUGCGAUUGAAGUAGCAAACAGCAGCAUUUACAAAACGCAAAAUACUCUUUCAAAAAAUUUCAGUAAUGUAAAAGUUUAUAUUGGCGAUCCAUGGUAUCCAGCGCAACCAGGGUUUAUUAGAAAUUUGGUAAUCAUUGAAAUACAUUCAGGAAAAAGUAUGUGUCAUAAACCAAAUAUCAAAGUUAGCAUCAGUGGCCAGGUUACAAAUAUAAAUUAUGUAGCUAUUAACACAACGAUUAGUUAUGCAUAUGAAACAAAUGCAAUUGCCUAUAACUUAACGUGGCAAUACAUGUUGCCGUACUUUUCAAAGAUAUCUUCUCAGAGUGAAGAUUAUUUAUUAAUGGGCUCUAUUUAUACAGUACCUGGCGCGUUUGUGACAAAUAACAUAAAUCAAUAUAUGAAUGUAACUUUAGACAUGACAAGCUGCUCACUGUGUGGCGACUUUACCCUAGAGAUUCCAUUAAAGGUUUCAUUUAAUGAUAGUGCAGGAUGUACAAUAGACCUAUAUACAUCGUUUAAAACAAAUGUAACUUCUUACCAUUCAAAUUUAAUAAUUAAAAGAGAAAAUAACGCAUUAAAAGAAAGCUAUAGUCGUGGUAUUUGCUGGGAUCAUGUCGAAUCUUGGAUAUAUGCUUGCAUGAAUUUAUAUGUAACAACCCAGAAGACGGCAUGUUAUUUUUCAAGCAACUUCGGUGAAAAAUGGAGAAAAUUAGAUCUUCUUGUGGGCUCUGUUCUUGGUCAUCAUAUAUUAACAAGAGAUUUGUAUGUUAUACAUCGAAAUCAAAAAACUUACUUGAUGUAUCAUAAAGUAUAUAAAAAGUGGUUGUCGAUUACAAACAAUGAGUUCGAAAAAAGUAUAUCAAAAAACUUGAAUUUUUCAGCAUGUUUGAAGUUGGAAGGAACUUAUGAGCAGAUUUUAACAUCUCAAACUCAACAAUGGAUGGGAAAUGAAGACGGUUUGUUUUUCCGAAAAUCUGCAAGCGAUACUUGGACUCGACGAUUUAAAUGGAAGGCCUAAAAUAAGUGACACUAAAAUCAGGUUAACUGAGUCAAUAAAUGACUAAAAUAUGAAAAUCGCGUUGGCACCAGUUUUUAAUGGUGUUGGAAAACAAAUAAUAUAUUUCCAGUUUUUUUAAAAAAAUUUAAGUUCUAAUCUAGCUAUUUGUAUUUAAUUUUAACUUUUUUUUUAAUACUAUAUUAAAAUUUUUUCUUUUUUCAAGUAGUACAUUCUGUUAGUAUUAAGCUUAAAAGUAGCUACUAAUCUUCAAUAAAAUAAAAACUUAUAUCGCCA
Hydra vulgaris (swiftwater hydra) is the source of this 1774-nucleotide messenger RNA. RefSeq lists its product as uncharacterized. NCBI's taxonomy places the organism in Eukaryota, Metazoa, Cnidaria, Hydrozoa, Anthoathecata, Hydridae. The record is from RefSeq and is a predicted model, not a curated record.